Molecule: messenger RNA, 2723 nt
Organism: Wallemia mellicola CBS 633.66
Lineage: Eukaryota; Fungi; Basidiomycota; Wallemiomycetes; Wallemiales; Wallemiaceae
Product: RCC1/BLIP-II
Exons: 4
Coding region: 1073-1915 (280 amino acids)
Source: RefSeq, a predicted model, not a curated record
AUAGACGUAGUUUAAAAUAUAAAAUACUAUACUCAAACCUAAAGUUACUUUCGUCUCUUCAUAUAAUUACAUUACCAGCAAUACAUUCUGAAACAUUACCACCAAUGUAAAUUUCACCGCCCUCUUCUGUUACGCUGACUCUACCUCUUCUGCCAAGCUUUGUGCCCUGGGAAUUGAAGUAAUGUUUUGGCGUUUGAUUUUGUAGCCAUUUUGCGAUACCAGCAUUAAAUGAUCCUGUCACAGGAUCUUCUCCUACUCCAUCAGCUAGAGGCGCGAAAGCUCUCACUUCAAACUUUACAUCACUUUUUUCUUCUUCAUAUUCACCAAAUAAGCCAAAGUAGAGACCGGAAACAAUUUCCUUAUCUGUUAUAGCAGCGUCUAACACUUUCUGAGCAUUCUUGAGUUGUAUACCAAACCAAGGUGGACCAUUUUCGACCCAUUUCGCAUCAAUAACAUCAUCGCGACUUAUACCCAUACAUUUGCAGACCUUCUCUACGUGACCUUGCUCAACAUCAUCAGAUCUAAGAAGAGGCGGUGCCUGGAAAGACAACAAAUUCGUCCUAUAGUCCCAUUUUAAGUGUACGAUACCUAUUCCGCACUCUUGUGUGAUAGUUCCGCCUUUGUUCUUGAGAUCUUGACGUUCUUCCUCCUUAAGUGAGUUCAAAUAGACGUAAGCUGAACCCAAAGUGGGGUGACCAGCAAAGGGGAGUUCACUAGCUGGUGUGUAUAUCUUGAGAUAGUAAUCUGCUUUAUCUGAUGGUGUGAUGAAGGUAGUUUCGCUGAGGUUUGUCCAAUUCGCGAAACGUUGCAUUUGUGAAUCUGAUAAGCUACCAUUCACAGUAACGACUGCGACUGGAUUGCCAUAAUAUGGAGUAUCUGUGAAUACAUCGACUUGAUUGAAUUUAUGAGUAUUUCCUGCCAUAGAUUUAGUUAAAGUAAAAUGACGGGUAUGAUGAGUAGUAACUUAAAUAUAUCGACUUCAUGAGUCACUAUUAUCUAUGACUCAAUUUAUCUAUUACACACAAUAAAACGAUUAAAAUCUAAAGAGAAUCUCACAAAUGAGGCUUAAUCUAUGCUACGAACUAUCGUCAACUCGGUGAAGCGACAUCGGACAUUUGAGGAAAUUAACAAUUUCAGAGUUAAGCUAGAAAAUGGUAGACCGUUAGUAUCAGGCGAUAACUCCUACGGUCAGCUUGGACACCCUGAGAGUGUUUCGUCUAUUGAGAAGCCAACUCCAGUACCAAAUUUGAACGAAAGGCUAGAAGCAGCACACAGUAGUUUAUCCAACGUUUAUUUAACAACCCGUCAUACAGUUCUCAGCGCCGGUCUCAAUACAGACAAUCAACUCGGACGAUCAUUUAAUCAUUCACUUAGUCACACAUUCAAGCAAGUUGAAUGGGAUUUUGGCAGAUUUGAUGGCGUAAAACAGCUCUCCACGAAUGGCGAUACGGCAACUGUACUCACCAUGGACGGUAGUGUCGUUGGCUGGGGUAAUUCUGAAUAUGGUUCCCUAUGUUCGGUUGAAGACAAGGGCGUUGAACCAAGGAAUAUCAGCGAACAUCUUGAUAAAGCUGGGUGUAGAUAUAUCACAAAGAUUUCCGUCGCUGGGGCUCAUUCCUGGUUUCUGAAUGAUACUGGAGAAGUUUGGAACGUUGGCUUGCAACUGGUGGACGAAAACCCCGUUAUAUCGCCUAUCCCAAAUAAGUUGGAGCUUCCCUGUAAAGCACUAAACAUUUGGUCUGGAGUACAUCACUCAGCUGCAUUCCUCGAAGACGAAACACUUUAUAUAAGCGGACCUCAACUUGACAGAUUUACCAUUACGACUAAUCAGAAUAAAGGAGAUCUCGAAAGAUUAGUUAAGUCUAAAACAUUAGACUCAACUUUCGGAUUUAAUAGCAUUUUACUACAUUCUUGAUACAAUAAAUUAUAAAUACAGGCAUACAUUACUCUAUUCUAAUAAGUCAUUUAACUUUUCGUUCCAAUUUGUUUGCCAAUCUGCUUCGUUUGAGUUUAUGACGUUAUUGCGAAGUUUCACGAGUCUAGAAUUAGAUGCAAGUAGGUCCUACUACUGUUAGGUCUAUCAUUAUAAUACUGGACAUACUUACCACGAGUUGCUGUCCCAGUUGUGUACCACUUUCAAAUGUAAGACCAUUAACGCCAUCGACAACUAGUUCAUGAAAUUAAGAGCACAUACAGGUAAACCUGCUCCAAACAUAUCGACAACCUUCAUAGGAAGGUCAAGUCCAGAGGAGCUGGCAUGGAAAGACAAGCCAAGAUGGGCAGAACCAAGUAGCUUCGGAUAAUCGGAUGCUUCUAACCAUACUGUACGUACUCUGACAUUCGUCCAACCCGUUUCGAGCUUACUAACGCGCUCGUCGAACUGAGCUUUGAGAGGGCCUUUCCCUGUUAUUGCCAGGAGGAUAUUAGGAAGGUGUGUGUUCUUCUUUGAAGCGUUUUCGUAAACCUCAAGUGCAGAAAGGAGCAUAUCAAAGUUCUCAUCAGGAGUCCAAGAAGUACUACUGACAAUGACUGCUGUCUUUAUGUCCGUUUCGCUACUCGACGGAAUGAACUUAGGGUCAUCUAUCAAAUUUAGCUUCGUUAGUAGCUAAUGACAAGUUUAGAUACAUGCACAAAUAGAAAGCAUACUUACAGUUUUCCUUUCGUUUUCUGGAAGGCGUUUGAAAAGACUUGGUGGUCUAUCGUGCAGUGUAAGUUUUGUCCCG